This is a messenger RNA of Spirodela intermedia, 216 nucleotides long. The record is from the annotation of a GenBank genome assembly. Lineage: Eukaryota; Viridiplantae; Streptophyta; Magnoliopsida; Alismatales; Araceae.
AUGGCUGCAGGUCGCAGCACCAGGGCGGCGCUCGCGCUGUCCCAGAUGAUGAUGGUCGUCCUUUUCGUGGUGCUCUCACUGGCCAGGGGGGCACUGGGGGCUGACGCCCCUGCCCCGGGCCCCGGCCCCAUCGCCGGCAUGGCGUGCCUCCGCCAGCCGCCCGCCGCCGCCUUCCUUGCCCCCGCGGUGCUGCUGCUCGGGUAUCUCCGCCAUUGA